Postia placenta MAD-698-R-SB12 is the source of this 684-nucleotide messenger RNA. RefSeq lists its product as hypothetical. The transcript is spliced from 6 exons. The coding region runs from base 1 to 684 and encodes 227 amino acids. The record is from RefSeq and is a predicted model, not a curated record. NCBI's taxonomy places the organism in Eukaryota, Fungi, Basidiomycota, Agaricomycetes, Polyporales, Adustoporiaceae.
AUGUCCGAAAUCGAAUCCAAACUGUACGCGUCCGUGGAAAACACCGCACAAGUAGGCCUAACGCAGUUGUUAUUGGACAGUCCCCAAGACACUUGUGUGCUCUAUGCAUGCAUCAGUCUUGUGCCCACAGAGGUUGACGGCCUGCCACAGCUCAUUCUUUCUGCUCUAACUUUCUUCCUUGCAGUUGUACAUUCCAAAUCUAUGCUUUUAUGCGGUCGUUGCUCUGCGUACCCACGCCGUGAGUGGCGGAAAAUUAAGCCUUGUGAUACCAACGGUACUUUUUGGGCUGGUGCCUAUCGCGACGAAUAUGCGGGAGCAACCUGGCAUCGAAUGUUGGAGACCCGUAAAUCCACAGGCGAAAGACGGGUGUUCAGUGCCUGGUUCACAGGGCUUAGCCUAUGUGCAGUCGUGCUCCGCGACGUUGCUGCACAACGCAUGGACGGUCCUGACAGUCGGCCAUCGUCCCUCGCCAGCUCAGGCACAUGCGCUGGAAGCACCUGGCUUUCGAGUGUGGGAUUUUUUGACGACGUCGUGAACGAUGAAGGCGAACCACAGGUCGAUGCCCUAGCUGGCCGUAUCGAAAAUGAUGAAGGGCAUACAUGGGAGGAGCACGGGGGCGAGCUUGCAAGAGACGCCGUCGCGCAUGACGAUGUGCCCGUAGCAGAACAGCAACUCAACGUGUGA